GCAAGUAUGCCGCCGUACGCGCGCCUGCAGGACGAGGACGAGGCGCCUCCGCCGCCUCCUCCUCCACCUCCGCCCGAGGAGGAGCUCCCGUCGGACGCGUCCAUCUCGGUGCGCCUCGCCCACGAGUCGGCGCGCGAGCUCGAGAUGCGCGGCCGCUUCCAGCUGGCGGCAGAGGUGCUGGCCCGCGCACUCGCCGACGAGGCGCAGCGGAUCAACCAGGGCACGCUUCACAACCUCGAUCUGACGGACGAGACGGCGGCGUACCAGAGCCGCAGCGUCUACCAUGCCAUGCAGGCGCAGCGGGCGCACGUGCAGGCGCUGCACCGGCGGCGGCUCCGGCACGCGUCGCCGUGGCAGAAGCGCUCUGGCCCGGCGCUGCUGCAGUGCUGCAUCGCGGGCGUCGCCCGCGGCGCCGGCGACGAGAUGCCGACCCCGCGCCGCACGCUCGAGGACCUCGCGAGCCGGUGGCACCUCCCGCCGGCGCAGGUGGAGGAGCUGUGGCGCGAGUUUGUCGAGGCGAGGGAGGCGCUGCCGCGCGGAGAGGGCUGGACGGUGGCUUGUGACUUGCCAAACACAUGUCCUGCAGGCCGCGCCAAGGCGACCGUGCUGCGGCACGUCGCUCCCGAGGUGCAGCAGGCGACCUGGUCGCUGGUGCUGCUCGACGCCGCGGCGAACGACCUCGGGUGGGCGGCGUACGUCCUCGAUGUGGUGCCGCACGAGCCGCGAGGCAUCCGCCACAAGGAGCUCUUCAGCGCGCUGCGCGACUGGUCCGAGCUGCGUCAGCUCUUCUCGGCGCGCGAGCCGUCCGAGGCGCUCCGCGAGGCGGCGCCGCGGGCGGGCGAAUGGACAAAGAACGUCUUCGACCUCUUCCGGAGAUGAGUGCCCUUUGGGCGCGAGUCGCGCUAAGGUGCGGUGUUUUUGUGUGAGUGUGUGAGGUCGACUCUUUUAUGGAUUAUGCACACGCGUAUUAUC
Molecule: messenger RNA, 972 nt
Organism: Emiliania huxleyi CCMP1516
Lineage: Eukaryota; Haptophyta; Isochrysidales; Noelaerhabdaceae
Exons: 3
Coding region: 7-879 (290 amino acids)
Source: RefSeq, a predicted model, not a curated record